AUGUUCAAGAGAUACCAGAGUGGUUUGAAGUGCGCAGCCGCGGCUGCUCUGCUAAGUGCGCCACUCGCCAACGCUGCCAAUACGUUCACGGUCCCUACCAAGUCUUCGCUCGCGCCUUUCUUGGCAGGCUUCUCGUCUUCAAACGACCCUUCAGCGCCCGCAACCAACGCAGCCUUGAAGUUUGUUAUCCCGGUUCAAGCGGGUGAAAAUCAAACGUUCAGUGAAGUGCUGGUAGAUACGGGAAGUGCCAUCCUCUGGGUCGGCGCCCUGGACCCGUACCAGCCCGGACUCAACAGCCAAGUCAUCAACGAGACCUUCAGCGUCGGCUACGGCGUCGGCGGCGUCAAUGGGACCGCAUACAAGGAUCGCGUCACGAUCGGCUCUGCCACGGUCGAAUCCCAGAUCAUUGGCAGCGCAGAGUAUAUGUACGGGUUCACCCUUGAGAAGCCCAUUGACGGUAUUCUCGGCCUUGGUCCCUCCGGUUCAAACGGCGGCGAGGUGAGCGGAAGCAACACGACGCCGACCUUCGUGGAGAACUUGGUCUCGGAGGGAACGAUCGACGAGCCGGUCUUUGGGAUCUACGUCGGCCCGUUGAGCGACAGCGUGGAGAGCGCUGGUGAAAUCACAUUCGGGGGUAUCGACGAGAGCAAGAUUAGCGGAGACCUCGUGUGGCUCAACCAGACGCCGCCUUACAACCUCCACUGGGAGUUCAACGCGACGAGUUUCAAGUGGGGCAACCUCACUGCAGAUCCGAGUACGCCCUCUAUGCCCGUACGGACACCGGCGUCCUCCCUAUCGCGAUUCCCUUGCGACGAUCAAUUCUUCGACAUGCUCGACAUGAUCCCCGGCACCACGCUCGACCAAGCAUCCCUCCUAUCAGGCUCCAUCGUCUUCCCGGGCAACGUCACCGCAGACGACCUCCCACCGCUCGAGAUCGGCAUCGGCAGCCUCCUGUUCAACAUCACCGCAGACCAAUAUACCGUCCCGGCGAGCCUGUAUCCGUCGCUGAACAUCACGGAUGACGGGUUGACGCACACGUGGAUCGGGUCUGGUGGGCCCUCGGCUCUUGAUCUUGGGCAGAAGUUCCUCGAGCAUGCGUACUCGGCGUAUGACAGUGCGUGCUUUUUCUGGUCCAUGCGCUCUGCGUUUACUGACGGAUGCCCGUCUGCGACUCCUCCGAUGACUUACGGACAUCCCGGGAUACGGUGUGCAGUGGAGAACCACCUCAUUGGUUUCGCGUACCUGGCGUGA
Molecule: messenger RNA, 1251 nt
Organism: Fomitopsis serialis
Lineage: Eukaryota; Fungi; Basidiomycota; Agaricomycetes; Polyporales; Fomitopsidaceae
Product: aspartic peptidase domain-containing protein
Exons: 12
Coding region: 1-1251 (416 amino acids)
Biological process (GO): proteolysis
Molecular function (GO): aspartic-type endopeptidase activity
Source: RefSeq, a predicted model, not a curated record